Molecule: messenger RNA, 3900 nt
Organism: Heterocephalus glaber (naked mole-rat)
Lineage: Eukaryota; Metazoa; Chordata; Mammalia; Rodentia; Bathyergidae
Gene: Tie1
Product: tyrosine kinase with immunoglobulin like and EGF like domains 1
Biological process (GO): cell surface receptor protein tyrosine kinase signaling pathway; positive regulation of angiogenesis; positive regulation of kinase activity
Cellular component (GO): plasma membrane; signaling receptor complex
Molecular function (GO): ATP binding; transmembrane receptor protein tyrosine kinase activity; protein binding
Source: RefSeq, a predicted model, not a curated record
GGCUGGCUGGGGGGCCCAGGGGCUGGGAAGCAGCAUAAUUUCUCCCCACCCCUCUCUCCUGCUACCCCUCCCACCUGAGCCACCUCAUUUCCUCUUCCUCCCCAGCACCGAGGCACACUGAUCAGCACUGGCAGUGCACUCAGACCCACAGCAAACACCAGGCCCAGCUGGUCCUGGAUGGCCUGCAUCGGCCUCCGGACUAUGGUCAGUUUGGGGCUCCCUUUCCUGCUCCCCAUUCUCUUUCUGGCUUCUGAUGUUGGUGCUGCUGUGGACCUGACACUGCUAGUCAACCUGCGCCUCACUGACCCCCAGCGUUUCUUUCUGACCUGCGUAUCUGGAGAGGCCGGGGUGGGGAGAGGCUCUGAUGCCUGGAGUCCACCCCUGCUGCUGGAAAAGGACAAUAGCAUAGUGCGCACCCUCUCAUCCGGGCAGCCCCUGCAUCUGGCACACAACGGCUCACACCAGGUCACCCUGCGAGGCUUCUGGAAGCCCUCAGACCUGGUGGGCGUGUUCUCCUGCGUGGGUGGCUCUGGAGUGAGGCGCACUCGGGUGGUCUACGUUCACAACAGCCCCGGGGCCCACCUGCUCCCAGACAAGGUCACACACACAGUGAACAAAGGUGACACCGCUGUGCUUUCUGCACACAUUCAUAAGGAGAAGCAGACAGAUGUGAUCUGGAAGAACAAUGGAUCCUACUUCUACACCCAGGACUGGCAUGAGGCCAAGGAUGGGCAGUUCCUGCUUCAGCUCUUAGAUGCACAGCCAUCAUCCAGCGGCAUCUACAGUGCCACCUACCUGGAAGCCAGCCCCCUGGGCAGCGCCUUCUUUCGGCUCAUCGUGCGGGGUUGUAGGGCUGGGCGCUGGGGGCCAGGUUGCAUCAAGGAAUGCCCAGGCUGCCUGCAUGGCGGUGUCUGCCAUGACUAUGACGGCGAGUGUGUGUGCCCCCCUGGAUUCACUGGUACCCGCUGUGAACAGGCUUGCAGAGAGGGCCGUUUUGGACAGAGCUGCCAGGAGCAGUGUCCGGGUGCAUCAGGAUGUCGGGGCCUCACUUUCUGCCUCCCAGACCCCUAUGGCUGUUCUUGUGGGUCUGGCUGGAGAGGAAGCCAGUGUCAGGAAGCCUGUGCCCCUGGCCAUUUUGGAGCCGAUUGCCGCCUUCAGUGCCAGUGUCAGAAUGGUGGCACUUGUGAUCGAUUUAGCGGCUGCGUCUGCCCCUCUGGGUGGCAUGGUGUGCACUGCGAGAAGUCAGAUCGCAUCCCCCAGAUCCUUAAUGUGGCCUCAGAACUGGAGUUCAACUUAGAGACGAUGCCCCGGAUCAACUGUGCAGCUGCAGGGAACCCCUUCCCAGUACGGGGUAGCAUGGAGCUACGCAAGCCAGAUGGUACCGUGCUUCAGACCACCAAGGCCAUUGUGGAGGCAGACAAAACUACAGCUGAGUUCGAGGUACCCCGCUUGGCUCUUGGGGACAGUGGAUUCUGGGAGUGCCGAGUGUCCACAUCUGGAGGCCAAGACAGCCGGCGCUUUAAGGUCAAUGUCAAAGUGCCCCCAGUGCCCCUGACUGCACCUCAGCUCCUGGACAAGCAGAGCCGCCAGCUCGUGGUCUCUCCGCUGGUCUCAUUCUCUGGGGAUGGACCCAUCUCCUCUGUCCGCCUGCACUAUCGGCCCCAGGACAGCACCAUGGGCUGGUCCGCCAUUGUGGUGGACCCCAGUGAGAAUGUGACAUUAAUGAACCUGAGACCGAAGACAGGAUACACCGUCCAUGUGCAGCUGAGCCGGCCAGGGGAAGGGGGAGAGGGGGCCUGGGGGCCUCCCACCCUCAUGACCACAGACUGUCCUGAGCCCUUGUUGCAGCCAUGGCUGGAGGGCUGGCACGUGGAGGGCCCUGAUCGGCUGCGAGUGAGCUGGUCCUUACCCUCAGUGCCUGGGCCACUGGUGGGUGAUGGUUUCCUGCUGCGCCUAUGGGACGGGGCACGGGGGCAGGAGCGGCGGGAGAAUGUCUCAUCCCCCCAGGCCCGCUCCACUCUCCUGACUGGACUCACGCCUGGCACCCACUACCAGCUGGAUGUGCGGCUCUAUCACUGCACCCUCCUGGGCCCUGCCUCACCCCCUGCACGUGUGCUCCUGCCCCCCAGCGGCCCUCCAGCCCCCCGACACCUCCAGGCCCAGGCCCUCUCAGACUCUGAGAUCCAGCUAACAUGGCAGCGUCCAGAGGCUCCCUCUGGGCCAAUAUCCAAGUACAUUGUUGAGGUACAGGUGGCAGGGGGCUCAGGAGACCCACUGUGGAUGGACGUGGACAGGCCUGAAGAGACAAGCACUAUUGUCAGUGGCCUCAAUGCUAGCACACGCUACCUCUUCCGUGUUCGAGCCAGUGUUCAGGGGCUGGGCGAUUGGAGCAACACAGUAGAAGAGGCCACUCUAGGCAAUGGGCUGCAGAGCGAGGGCCCAGUCCAAGAGAGCCGGGCAGCUGAAGAGGGACUGGAUCAGCAACUGGUCCUGGCUGUGGUGGGCUCCAUCUCUGCCACCUGCCUCACCAUCCUGGCUGCCCUCUUGGCUCUGGUGUGCAUCCGCAGGAGCUGCCUGCAUCAGAGACGCACCUUCACCUACCAGUCGGGAUCGGGUGAGGAGACCAUCCUGCAGUUCAGCUCAGGCACCUUGACGCUGACCCGGCGGCCAAAACCACAGCCUGAGCCCCUGAAUUACCCAGUGCUGGAAUGGGAGGACAUCACCUUUGAAGAUCUCAUUGGGGAGGGGAACUUCGGCCAAGUCAUCCGGGCUAUGAUCAAGAAGGAUGGGCUCAAGAUGAACGCAGCCAUCAAGAUGCUGAAAGAGUAUGCCUCUGAAAAUGAUCAUCGUGACUUUGCUGGAGAACUGGAAGUUUUGUGCAAACUGGGGCAUCACCCCAAUAUCAUCAACCUCUUGGGUGCCUGUGAGAACCGUGGUUACUUGUACAUCGCUAUCGAAUAUGCCCCCUAUGGGAACCUGCUUGAUUUUCUGCGGAAGAGCCGGGUAUUAGAGACUGAUCCAGCCUUUGCCCGAGAGCAUGGAACAGCCUCCACCCUCAGCUCCCAGCAGCUGCUGCGCUUUGCCAGUGAUGCAGCCAAUGGCAUGCAGUACCUGAGUGAGAAGCAGUUCAUCCACAGGGACCUGGCUGCCCGAAAUGUGCUAGUCGGAGAAAACCUGGCCUCCAAGAUCGCAGACUUUGGCCUUUCUAGAGGGGAAGAGGUGUAUGUGAAGAAGACAAUGGGGCGUCUCCCUGUGCGCUGGAUGGCCAUCGAAUCUCUGAACUAUAGCGUCUAUACCACCAAGAGUGACGUCUGGUCUUUUGGGGUCCUCCUCUGGGAGAUAGUGAGCCUCGGAGGUACACCUUACUGUGGCAUGACCUGCGCUGAGCUCUAUGAGAAGCUGCCUCAGGGCUACCGCAUGGAGCAGCCUCGAAACUGUGAUGAUGAAGUGUAUGAGCUGAUGCGUCAGUGCUGGCGGGACCGUCCCUACGAGCGGCCUCCCUUCGCCCAGAUCGCACUGCAGCUGGGCCGCAUGCUGGAAGCCAGGAAGGCCUAUGUAAACAUGUCGCUGUUUGAGAACUUCACCUACGCAGGCAUUGAUGCCACAGCUGAAGAGGCCUGAGCUGCCAUCCCACAAGAACCUGGCUCUGCUGGCCAGAGCAGAUGUUUCCAGUCAUGACUUCUGAUCCUUCUACCCUCUGACCCACACUGUCUCAAGGAUUUUUUUUUUUAAUUUAAGGGGGAAUAUUGGGGAUCCAGGAAAGGGGAGGGCUUAGGGGAACCGGGACCCACAUGCAAGCCCCUACUUCUGCUCCUCCACAUGCACACCACUAACACGCCCUGUUCAGUUCCUCCCCAUUCCCUGCCUUGUGAAUAAAUAAAUAAAUGCUCUAAGAAGCUC